Messenger RNA from Chinchilla lanigera (long-tailed chinchilla), 2414 nucleotides. RefSeq names its product family with sequence similarity 217, member A (gene Fam217a). The record is from RefSeq and is a predicted model, not a curated record. Bases 417 to 2249 code for a protein of 610 amino acids. The transcript has 9 exons. NCBI's taxonomy places the organism in Eukaryota, Metazoa, Chordata, Mammalia, Rodentia, Chinchillidae.
CCUUGGGAGCGCAUCCUCCAUCUUCAAGUGAGAGAAGCAGUCCAGAGAAAAUAUCCCAUCAGUCUUUCAGGGAUUUUCCCCAGAAAUUCCUCUUUCCAUAUGGAUUUGGACAAGUGCUGAGGACAGAAGUGAGCUUUCCUGCAGGAAAGGGAAGGGACGCGGGCAGACACACACCCAGCGUUAUUUUCCCAUCCGGCACUUGGCAGAGCCCUUGCACGCUGUGUGUGCAUAAUUAAGAGUCUGCAGACCGCCAAGGCCCCGCAGGAGAGACUGAACAUCUGUCACAACCCUCAGCAGAAUCAAGGGCAGAGAGGCAUGGUCCCCAACUAGGAGAUGUCCAGGUUAGCACAGCAUGCUCUACAGGCAGAGGAACCAGGCUCCCUAGAACUACUCGCCUCUUUUUGAACAGCUGCAGAAUGAGAGCUGCUUUGUCUCCAGAAGGCCUUCCCCUUGCUCCUGGCCACAGUGCAAGCAACAAGGUCAGCUGGAUUCCAGAAGACAGAGUGUUCAGUAACGUUCAGAGGGACGAGAUCCUCUCCAGGUUUCUCAAAGGAAGUGUCCUCAAGAGAAUGUUCGGAUCGCCGCAGAUGAGGCAGGGGGUUCCUGAGGACCAGAAAGAGGAUCCCAGUCACACCCUUCCUGGCCCCAGAAUGCCUUUAAGGAGUCAGAGGAACGACUGCGGCGCCAUGGGGAGAAGACCCAGCGAGGCCUGGGGGCCCGUGCUCAGCGUGGCCAGCGUCUCUCAGGAGAACUUACCUUACUGGAAUUUGGAUUCAGAAGUACCUGCUCCUGAGAAUAAAAAUCUCCCAUGUGGAAGGAAUGGUACAACUUGUGGCAAAAUUGAAAAGAACCGCUUGGAGAUUCCGGUCAUGCAGCUGAUGCUAGAACUAAGUUUGUCAGCGCGUCUUCCCCAGAGAGCACAGAGUAGCAAACAAGGGAUAUUCCAGUUAUGGAGUUAUCCCUUUAAUGAUGAACGUGACAUGGAGAACAGGGAAUUCAAAAACUCUUCAGUGGAAACUGGCUUUGAUGUACCCAGUAAUUCCACACAGCUCUGCACCCUGAGCCGCUCUCUGACAAGCACCCCAGUCGGUACACAAGCCAGUUCUCACGCUGGACUGCCGACGCCUGGUCUCUCCUGGUCCUAUGCUGAUGGAGACUUUUUUAAGGGCAGAAACGAGCUUCGGAUUAAUUCAUGUUCCACUACAGAAAACAACAAAGAAGAAGCCUUCCCCGCUCCAGCUUGUAAUCUGAGAUAUGGAAACGGCAGUGUGGAAGAAAAUUUAACAGAUGAAAGUGAUUUAUCAGAGAAUGAGACGGCAAACGAUACAUUACCUGGCUGUUUUAAGAUGGACCUGAAUUUAAAGCCGGAAACAGUAGACAGCGGUGAGGAAUCUUUCCCUGAGGAACCCAGCGAAGCAUUUCUAUACCCUGAUUUUCUUCCCCCGCCCUUUGAUACUCUGGACUUGCACAAAUUGGCCCUCUCAAAAUGUGAAAGUUGGAAAGCAGCAGUGGAACCUCUAGACAGCUCUACCGAGCACUUGAUAACUCGUUUACUGGAACUGGAAAGGUUGCAGCAUACGACCAUACAAAAGGAGAGGCCAAGACUACACAUGUCGUCCUGCGGUUCAGCGGUUUCCGAACAACCGUCCUCCUCCAAAGCUGUGUCAAGAGUGAGACAGGCAAAACUUCCUGACUCUCUGAGUCUUCAGAUGUCUUACGUGGAUAAAAGUCGAGAAAAAGCAAAAACCAAUUCUGGUUCUGCCAAGCUUGAACAAAAUACUUCAAGAUGGAACUGGAGCGACACCAACAAAUAUAAAUGGACUCCUAGAACACCCCUUCUAAAAGGUCCAUCCACCACAAAACAACUGAUAGCAACUUACGAUAUUAAGAACCUCCAAAGUCCCAUUUUAAAUGCAUGCCAAGAAGCCUCCCCCAGGCCUAGCACCACCCAAACAAGUCAAUCAUUGGUUAAAACAGCCUCAAGGCGAUGUCUGCCACCAAGGUCUCCAAUACCAGUUUCAUCUGUAGCCUUGUCUUUUCCUGAAAGUCACAAGGAAGAAACUAAGACACCAAGGACCAGAAAGAAACUCCACCAACGAACUAUACUACUGCAGAGACCAUUCUAUAUUCAGAAGCUAAACUGUCUGUCACCUUCCUUUAUAGGUAAGGGUAAUGGCUCAUUUGCUGACCAAAAAAGACUCUUUUAUACAUUUCACUGUGCGCAAAUCCAUUCUAAGGAGCCUAGCUAAAAUGUGGUCCAUUCUGGGAUACAGGCAUUAAAAACAAAAAUCACAGUCACUUGGUUGAUUUGAAUCACUGCUGCAAUGUCUAUACAAGGGCUUCUAUACUAACAUAGUUGACAAUCUUUUGCACUUACGUUUUGAAGAGAUGUCUUACCCAGUAAGCCAAAAUAU